AUUAAUGCUGAAAACACAACAUUUAUUCCAACUCCUCUCAAUCCUCGUGAACCCAUAAUUACCAUACUUCAAUUUCAUGUACCCCACACUCACCAACCCUACACUUCAUCUCAUCAAUUUCCUUUUUCUUACCUAUAUAUACCAAUCCUUCUCCAUCUUACCAUUUACCAACAAAUACUAUGAAAUCCCUUCUCACUACGUUGUUGCUUUUAGUACUAGCAGCCAACGCUGGGUUGGGCGUAGUGUCCUUCACUGUCAUCAUGUCUGAUUCAGGCCUGCUCGACGGCCCACACUCUGCCCUCCCCACCUCCAACAAUGGAGCUCAGACUGAUGCUAGAGAGCAAGAAGCGGUGUAUGAUAUCAUGAGAGCUACCGGAAAUGACUGGGCUACCGAUAUCCCUGACGUUUGUCGUGGCCGGUGGCAUGGCAUCGAGUGCAUGCCCGAUAAAGACAAUGUCUUUCACGUCGUGUCGCUCUCGUUUGGGGCGUUGUCCGACGACACCGCCUUCCCUACUUGUGACCUCGCCCGCUCCUCUAUCUCGCCUUCCAUCACCAAGCUCCCUCAUCUACGAACUCUAUUCUUUUAUCGUUGUUUUACUAGCAAUCCUCAGCCAAUCCCAUCAUUUUUGGGUCAUUUGGGAUCCUCUCUGCAGUCCUUAGUACUAAGGGAAAAUGGGCACAUUGGCCCAAUCCCAUAUGAACUAGCCAAUCUCACACGUUUAACUGUCUUGGACCUUCAUAGAAACAAUCUCAACGGUUCGAUUCCGGUUUCUUUGGGUAGGAUCACCGGUCUAAGGUCGUUAGACUUGAGUUGCAACAGAUUGUCCGGUUCAAUUCCCAAUAUCUCGUUCCCUGCACUAAGUGUCCUAAACCUCAACCAAAACCAUCUCACCGGUCCAUUACCAACCACUCUCUUCACCAGCAAUUCUCUCAUAAAAAUAGACCUAAGCCGAAACCGUAUCUCCGGUCCAAUCCCAAAUCUAAGCAAUCUAAAAGACCUCAUCCUCUUAGACAUAAGCUACAACACUCUAACCGGCCCACUCCCACAAUCUCUCCCGGGCUUAGAAUCCUUACAAGCACUCAUCCUCAACGGCAACCCAUCAAUGUCGACAACGAUCCCAGAAACGGCUUUCGUCGGACUGAACAACCUAAUGAUCCUCGGACUAUCGAACAUGAACUUGGAAGGGCCAAUACCAGCAUCGCUAGGCCGGCUAACGACGUUGCGGAUGCUCCACCUAGACGGCAACCGAUUCAACGGCACCAUCCCCGUGAGCUUCGCCAACUUAGACAGUCUAAGUGAGCUGAGGCUGGAGAACAACAGAUUGACAGGGCCAAUUCCAUUCAAGAGAGAAAGGGUUUGGAGGAUGGGAAGAAAAUUGAGGCUUAACAAUAAUUCAGGUUUAUGCUAUGAUGCAAAAAGUGGACUAGGAGAUGAUUUGGACACAUUGUCUUGUGCUGGAAUUGGACAUUGUGAGACAGCAAAUGGUGGGGCUGGAGUAUCAGUUCAACAUAUUUCCACAGAUGAUGAUGGAGAUCAUAAGUUAAAACAUUCAAGCACAAAAUCAGGUGCUGCUUCACUUGCCAAAAGAGGUUCAAUUUCAAGAAAGAUGAUUGAGCUCAUAGUCAUUUUCUUGUUUCUUUUAAUUUUAUUUUGAGCAACAAGUUUUUAUUUUAAUCCUUUUUAAUAGGAGUGUGUGUAUAUAUAUACGGAG
Sesamum indicum (sesame) is the source of this 1712-nucleotide messenger RNA. It is a transcript of the gene TMM, whose product is annotated as Leucine-rich repeat (LRR) family protein. The record is from RefSeq and is a predicted model, not a curated record. Gene Ontology annotation, molecular function: protein binding. Lineage: Eukaryota; Viridiplantae; Streptophyta; Magnoliopsida; Lamiales; Pedaliaceae.